AUGCUGAUCACAACCUGGAUAUGCGCACUGCUGCUAGCAGCGUUCCCAGCAGACUGUCAGCCCGUCCCGAGAAACCACUCGACACCGUCGCCAAAGUCUGGCGUCUCGACCUCGUGGGACCUGUCCCGAGUCAUCAGUCGCCACCAGCCCAAGGGCGUCCCGCUCAACAACGAGGACGUUUUCGUUUUUCUGGACAAGCUGGCGUCUUUUCUGCAAAUCACAAACUGCGAUAACAAACACGGCGCUCUCAAGCUACCAUCGGAGGCAGGCCCCACAAGUCUGCAGUUCCCGUCCAAACUGGAGCAGUUCACCAAUAUACCAAACAACACCACCGACGUGGAGAUAGUAAAGCAGCUCAAUACGAAAAAGCCCGCCAGCAAGCUCGACUGGACGCAGUAUCUGCUCAACGGCAAGGGCGUGCUCUUUCUGGACCACCACUACCACAAAAUCGUCGUCUCGAUCAGAUCGGAUCUCGAGCUCAAGGACUACUUCGCCAUCUACAGCGACCAGGCCAUCAACUUCUGGCCCCAGGUGUACCAGGAGGGUUUCUGGAAGUCGGUCAAGAAGAAAGUGGACCCCGGGAUGGUCCAACACCCGUACACCUACUACCGGAGCCAGUACUGGGGCUACUACUGGAGAAACUACUUCAAGUUCAACAAGGUGCAUUCUGGCUACUCUAACAUUGCCGACAGGAUGUUCGAGGACGUCUUUGUCGAGUACCUCAAGGCCAAGCAGCAGUAUCCGGACUACCAGCUGGUGAUAGCGGGCCAUUCUAUGGGCGGCUCUAUAGCCUCGAUCAUCAGUCUCAACUUCCACCUGGUGCAGAUCGCCAACCUGCUGGUCACCUUCAACUCGCCCAAGCUCUGGUCCGAGAGUCUCGCCAACAUGUACGACAGGGUGUCUGGGACCACUCAAAUACGGAACGUCGACAUGAGCCUUGAGUCUGGCUACUUACGGCUCUGGAACACCAGAGACGCGUGGAACCUGUUCCCGCCCGGCUCGCUUCUGAGCGUGAUGCUGUCGACGGCGUUCAAACACAGCGGGCUGUCGCUGGCGACCGAGCAGAACAGGCUGGACAUGGCGAUGCGCGACCUGGUGGUCGAGUACGAUCUCCUGGGAAAGUGGGACUAUGAGAUGGAGCACAAGCAUUGCAAGUUCAUCAAGAGCACCGACGAGUUUGUGAGCGUCAUGUCGUGGGACGCGCACCGCGUGUUGCUCCGCGACAUCUGGGCCUGUGUAGACCUGAAGCCGUAG
This is a messenger RNA of Ogataea angusta, 1254 nucleotides long. RefSeq lists its product as uncharacterized. The record is from RefSeq and is a predicted model, not a curated record. The transcript has a single exon. NCBI's taxonomy places the organism in Eukaryota, Fungi, Ascomycota, Pichiomycetes, Pichiales, Pichiaceae. Bases 1 to 1254 code for a protein of 417 amino acids. Gene Ontology annotation, biological process: lipid metabolic process.